GGGGAGGGGUUUUGAUUGGCUGAAGUGGAGCUGUUGCCAUAACGACGCGGAGGGGUUUGGUAGCGUUGCCGUGCGCUGUGUGAUCUGCGCGCUGCGUGUAUGGAGGAAGCAGCUGCUGAUCUGAUCUCUGACAUUGUGAGACAGACAUCUGAAUAAACGGCGCGCGGACGUGUCUUUAAUCACCGGGACACGUCUUGAAUGAUUACCUCUUUGAUUUAAUGGGUCCAAUCACUGGGAUGUCACCAGAUAAGAAAACGGAGAUUCCGGGUAUGCAAGAGGAGCGGACAGGACUCAGAGGUGGCUGUGGCGUGGGAACUCUGCCCGAGGCAGAAUGUGCAUCCAGUCCGCUGGCAACAAGUGUGGAUCGAACUGGCGGGACGGAGGACGAAGAGCUAACCAACCUCAACUGGCUCCACGAGAACUUGCUUCAGAACUUUACAUUAGGGGGUCCCGAGGCUCAGCCGAGUGGCAGCCCUCUCUUUGACAUAGAAGGAGACUACGGGUCGAGCCAGGGCCCGUCAUCGUCCUCCUCAUCCUCGUCACAUGGCAGAGGCAGGGAGAGGGACUCUCUGAAGUCUAAGCCUCCUUUCUCGUUUUCCCUGCUCAUCUACAUGGCCAUCGAGCAGUCUCCCAGCAAGUCUCUGCCUGUGAAAGAAAUCUACGGCUGGAUCCUCGAGCACUUCCCCUAUUUCUCCAACGCCCCCACUGGCUGGAAAAACUCAGUUCGUCACAACUUGUCUCUAAACAAAUGCUUCCGCAAGGUCGACAGGAGUUUGGGAAAGUCUAACGGAAAAGGUUCUCUCUGGUGUGUCGACCCCGAGUACCGCCCAAACUUAAUCCAAGCUCUCAAGAAGCAGCACUUCCCAGCCGCAUCUGCCUUCUGCACACCGCCCGCCUCCCCACCCAGUGCCUCUUCACCCCCCCGCCAUCUCAUUCUACAAGGCUGCUCAUUCAAAGAGUCUGACAUUGAUGCUGCCACUGCCAUGAUGCUCUUAAACUCUGCCCCUGGGCACCACGUUGACCCAUGUAAUUCUGACAGUCCGCUGGACCUCUCCCGGCCAGACUCGGUCCUGGUGAGCAGCGAUCCAAAGCAGGACCACAACUACAGCAGCGCGGCCCUGCAGCGCUGCUCCUCCCGUUCUUCCUCAUCCUCUUUUUCCUCCAUGGACGAAGGUGGCUGCGACCGCAGGCAGUCUUGCCGCGCCGGCAGCGAGGGUUUCCAUAGUGACGAGGACUCCGACCUCUGGGACGAGAGAGGCCCCCACCAGACUCCUCGACGUCCUCCCGCCAUCAAGUGGCCCAUUAGCAAGAAGGCGCGCCGUGAAGUGAAGCCAGAUUUGGAUGAGGAGCUGAAAGAAGCUGCGGGCUCCUUGCUGCACUUGGCUGGUAUACGCAGCAGCAUGGAGGGCUCAAAACGCACUGUCAAGAGCACUAAACUAAACCGGAAAUAAGGUUCUUUUUUGCCCCUAAGACUCCGGACCCUGUGAGCCCUCACCUCUGACCCCUACCACGUGUCCCGGUGUGCCUCCUUCUCCUUACCUGAUUGUUCAUCGGCCAUUUUGAGCCUUUUUUGUUUUUUGUUUGGGAGUUUCUCUGUCCAACAAAGCAAAUGGCAAUAGUAUCGUUCACACAGGAGAACAAAGCCAUAUAGAGUAACUCUGGGGACGGGGUGGGCGUUCGGGCCAUGGAGAACCAUCAAGAUACCACCUAUCCAAAAGGAUCUGCCCGUUUUGGCCAGAUUAGAAGAAGAUUUCUCUCAAAGACAAAAUGGGAUGAAAGUUUUUCAACUCACAACGUUGCAUGCUUCCUCCUCAAACCUGUAUCCUCUUCCAAGUGAAUCUAUUUAUGAAGCGAAUGAAUGCAUGUUUGUAAUAGACAAGAUCUAACCUCCUGGUGUUAUCAGUUUCUCCUCUUUGUGCUCCAUAAAAAAAAAAAGAAAAAAAAAACGCCACUCUUUCAAAAGGAGCUCCAGCUCUGUAAAUCCUCUAGUAAGAGAUGCAAUAAUUCAUCCACCACCUUAACUUGUCAUUAUUUCAUGAGAAUGCUAGUCAAACGUCACAGUUAGGAGAAUGAAUGGAGUAUUAGUAUCAUCUUGUAAUGCGAUACACUUAUUACACACGAGCUGUGGCUCGGUUUCAGGAUUAACAAGAUAUGGGAAUAGUAUUACUCUGCCACUGCCAAAUUUGAUUGCACAGUUAGUUUUCUAUAUUUUGCCCAAUUUUGUGCAAACAUGUUUUCUUUUUUGUUUCUGCAAAGCCACUUCUGAUUCUGCCAAACCCCCAUUUUUUGUUGUGCAAACUGAGCGUAUGUAUAUUCACAUGUUUGGUGCCAGCCUAUGCAAAGUGAACAUCUGUCUGGGUUUUCACUGCGUUCUCAUAGGUUUCCCUGCAGUCUUUUUGUUUUGUGUGUUUAUCUUUGACGACUACAGCCUCAUCCUGAAAUGUAGAGGAAUAGAUUGGCACAAAUAUUUUUUUUAUUUUUUAGAAAAACCGUGGAUCCACACAGCCUGUUGAAAUGUGAUAACAGUAAGGUUCUUUAAUCCUCUGCUUGCUGGAAUUCAAAAUCUGGCUAAAAAAAGGAGGAUCUGGAUCACUAGCAAUCUAAAUUAUUUGUGAUCUGACACAGAUAAUCUACUGUUGGUUUAACCUGUGGCCAAAUUGGUGCACAAUUUAAAGGAUUGUGUUGUUGCGGUUCAAACUGUGUCCAAAGUUGAUAGGAUAGUCAAAGCAAUCUAGAGCUGCACGAGAUACCGAGGACAGGCACUGACCCAAAUUCUAGCCGGGAUCGUUUCACCGCCGCUCUUCCCCUUGAACAAAAUAAGGAAGCACAUACUUUCCUCUCAAGCUGGGAAAUAAGAGUGUCACGUUGUCGAUUGUGUGCAGUUCACUAACGGGAAGUUGUGAGCUGCUCGUGCACGCCACAACCGCCAUGUGAACUCUUGAGACGCGCGCAGCUCGGACGAGCUUCACUAGAACCGUAUCUGCCCGAAGUCCCAGUAUCGCUGCGACUGUCAGUGCCAAACAUUUCUGAUGUAAAAGUCCACGGUCACCGUCGUUUCUGCUGACAUGCUGAGUUUGAAAAAAAAAAAAGGAAAUGGGAGAAGAGCGUGGUCAGCGCGGUGACCAAAGCAACCUCUGGGUGGAAAAGACGUCGCUUUAGAGAGCGAAUUGUGAAAGAAGAUGUUCUCUGAACUGCUACUGGCAUACACUGGUUUUAUUUUUGCUGUGAAACAAGAACAAAUUGUUCAUCUUCACCUUAUUUAUACUUUUAAUUUAUGGGAUUUAUACUCUAUCAAACACUGGUCAUGUAAAACGAAUGACAAGGCACCUUUAUUUUUCCUGACCCUGUGAAUUAUUUUAUUGAGACUUUUUUUCUUUUUUUUUACAAAUUAAGUAUUUUGCCAAUGUUUUUCUUUGUCUGUAAGUACCCCCUGGUCCCCAAACAGAACCCGACUGCCAGUUUCUCUUGGUGUUUUGGUUUUUCUUGUUCAUUAGACUGGUUAGAAAGCAGUUGAAGUCCCUUUUUCUCAGAUGUACACUUUCUAAUCAUUUCGUUUCACAUCUGAAUCAUGUUUAGGUGUUUAGUCUCAGAUCAGCUGUUUGCUCAUUACUGAUCAGAUUCUUGAGAGAAUAAUUACUGCCACUCAUAGCUUCCGAGUAUGGCUUUGGGGGUACUGACAGUUCGUUGUAAACUGGAUCUGACCGAUGUUGCCACGACUACAUUUGAGUACAGCUGCAGAAGAAGCCGUGGAAAGACUCGUACAGGAACGCUCUCCAUCCUUCUCCCUGUAGCACCUGACAAAGUAACGCUGGUAUCGAAGUGACAGAUGUGUGGACGAUCUACCUAAACAUUAUGGAGUGCCAUGAAUUGCACAAAUUCAGAAAAAAAGAGAAAAAUCCUACCUGCUUUAUCGCUCAACAGCUGUUUUUGAAUAUUGAUUGUGUGAUUAUGUUGCAGUUCCUAAGGGUGUAAUAAUUCCUGCAUUUGACAAAUCUGCCAACCCAGUAUCAGUUUGUCUGUCGUCUGCCAUGUUCACUGGACUGACACACACCUUUUGGUUUUUGUAUGCUAACCUCUGUUGAUAAAAUGUUUAUAAGAUUUAUUUUCGCCAAAGAUAUGCAAUUGCAUUAUAUAUGGUAUUACAAAAAUAUUAAUAAAAUCCUGUUCUUGUUA
Oryzias melastigma (Indian medaka) is the source of this 4173-nucleotide messenger RNA. RefSeq names its product forkhead box N2a (gene foxn2a). The record is from RefSeq and is a predicted model, not a curated record. Lineage: Eukaryota; Metazoa; Chordata; Actinopteri; Beloniformes; Adrianichthyidae. The transcript is spliced from 6 exons. Gene Ontology annotation, molecular function: cis-regulatory region sequence-specific DNA binding; DNA-binding transcription factor activity. Gene Ontology annotation, biological process: regulation of DNA-templated transcription. Gene Ontology annotation, cellular component: nucleus. The coding region runs from base 219 to 1451 and encodes 410 amino acids.